AUGACGACGACAACAUCCAGUAAAAAAACAAAGCUGAUCGCCGAUGGUACUCCGCCCGAAAUCUCGCCGGCGGCUGAGCUAAUAGCCAACAACAUCGACCUCCUCACACAAAUCCUUCUCCAUAUCCCGGCCAAAUACCUAAUCCGAUUCAAGUCUGUGUCCAAACACUGGCUCUCUCUCAUCUCCGACUCCCGAUUCGCCUCCACCCACUCCCGCCUAAACCCGAACCCCUUGAUAUCAUCCUUGUUUUUCUACCAUAAGAAAAAGCUCGGAUCAGUUUCCCUCAACGGCAGCUCUACCUCUCCCUCUCUUUCCUUCCUACGUCGUAUUACAAGUGAUUUCACGGUUCUACACUCGUGCAACGGUUUGCUGUUUAUCAUGUACGAACAAAUUGUCAACAAUCCUGUCGAAGUGCAAUACGCGGUUUGUAACCCCACCACGAAGAAAUUCCACGUUGUAGGAAAAGCGAGUAGAGGUUCUUACCACUCAUGUUGGUUGGCUUUCGAUCCAUUGAAAUCGCCUCACUACAAAGUUGUGCUCUAUUGCUCCUCUUCGGUAAUGGAUAUCUAUUCGUCGGAGACUGCGUGUUGCAAGAGGAUAUUUCUACCAAACGGACAGAUGGACGUCGGACGUUAUGGGCCUUAUGGCAAUGGUGCAUUUUGGAAGGGAGGAAUCAAUUGGCAACGUGACCGCUAUAAUAUGUUGAGAUUUGACGUUGAGACAGAGAAGAUGAUGAAGAUUCCGUACACAAAAAGUAGUAGUAGAAUUCUCGCUCUACACAAGACUAGGUAUUUUGGAGAAUGCGGCCUUGGUGGCCGUUUGCUUCUGAUUCAGAGUCAUUCGCAUUCUAUGGCGAGAUGCAAAAUCUUCGAGAUGGACGAGGACUGCUACCAGUGGAAUGUCAAGUUUCUUGUCGAUCUUAAGACCUUGAUAUCCGAAUUCCCUGAGAUGGAAAGCAAAAGGGUGUAUAAGUUUACAGUGAUGUGUGCUGUCGAGGGAGAGAAGCAAAAUGACUUGGCACUCAUCUUGGCUAUUCCGGGUAAAAUUAUUUCAUAUAACCUGCAGAAAAAGACUUGGGAUGUACUUGGCGUUCGCGAUUUCAAAAAUGUGCCCCGUAAUGCCAGUGUUUUCCCGUUUGUUGAAAGCCUAACCCCUCUUUGA
Messenger RNA from Rhododendron vialii, 1161 nucleotides. RefSeq names its product F-box protein At5g07610-like. The transcript has a single exon. Lineage: Eukaryota; Viridiplantae; Streptophyta; Magnoliopsida; Ericales; Ericaceae. The record is from RefSeq and is a predicted model, not a curated record. Gene Ontology annotation, molecular function: protein binding. Bases 1 to 1161 code for a protein of 386 amino acids.